This is a messenger RNA of Equus caballus (horse), 5194 nucleotides long. It is a transcript of the gene TGS1, whose product is annotated as trimethylguanosine synthase 1. Gene Ontology annotation, cellular component: nucleus. Gene Ontology annotation, biological process: 7-methylguanosine cap hypermethylation; 7-methylguanosine RNA capping. Lineage: Eukaryota; Metazoa; Chordata; Mammalia; Perissodactyla; Equidae. The record is from RefSeq and is a predicted model, not a curated record. Gene Ontology annotation, molecular function: RNA cap trimethylguanosine synthase activity.
CUGCGGUCUCGAGCGGCCCCGGGCCAGUUCUUAACCCCUCGCUCCGGGACGGGCCGCCGAGGCUUCUUUUGGUCUCCAGAAACCGAGCAGAGCCCGCGGAGGCAGGUCCCGCGCCGUUGACCGCAGGGCUGCCUCUUCCGAGGUGGGAAGAUGUGCUGCGAGAAGUGGAGCCGCGUGGCCGAAAUGUUUCUCUUCAUUGAAGACCUAGGGGAGGAUUAUAAAAUCCUUUGCCUCUGCUCCAGGGCGUUUGUGGAAGAUCGAAAAUUGUGCAAUUUGGGAUUAAAAGGGUACUAUGUUCAAGACAAUGGCAGUGAUGCAGGAGAGCAGGCUACAGAAGAGGAGGAAGGUGGUUAUUCCCAUGGCACUACAGAAUCACAUGACAGCAAAAGCAUAGGCCUAAAUGAAAGUGAACUGGAUUCCGAGGCUGAACUCAUGAGAAGUAUGGGACUGCCACUUCAGUUUGGUGGGACAUCUGCACAUAAAAAUUUUGAGGUAUCUAUGAAUACUAGAAAUAAAGUUAAAAUAAAGAAGAAAAAGAAGAAGCAUCAAAAGAAGUACUUAGAUGAAAUUAUGAGAGAAUCUUGGAGACAAGAAUAUGAAGAGGAUGACAUUUUGGCUUCAGAUGAUCCAUCUUCAGUUGAACGGUGUGAGAACACCAGAAGGUGUAAGCUUCAAACCAAGAAAGACAUUGAAACUGAAAAUCUUCCUGUUGAAAAUACGUUAUCUCCAAAGCUAGAAAUUACAGAGAAAUGGGAAAAGUAUUGGAACGAGUAUGGUGGAGUACUCUUAUGGCAAAGCUGGCAAGAAAAACAUUCGGGUCAAACGUUAUGCUCUGAACCUUGGAACGUUCCUGAUACAAGAGAAGAAUGGGAACAACAUUAUAGUCAACUUUACUGGUAUUAUUUGGAACAGUUUCAGUAUUGGGAAGCUCAGGGUUGGACGUUUGAUGCCUCACAAAGCUGUGACACAGAUACUUGUGGGUCUAAAACAGAAGUUGACGACAAGAAAGGUGAAAAUUGCAUGAAAGCAGGCUUACUUUCCCUUCCAUCUUCAUCAAUUGGUAGCAAAAGCUCUAGUUCAGGUGAUAAAGAUCAUAAUGAAAUACUUGAUGGAAUUAGUAAUAUAAGUCUGAAUUCAGAGGAAGUAGAACAGAGCCACUUAGAUUCUUCUGUAAGUUGUGAUGGACGUCAGGCGCUAAGUGAAGUUAACAGCAGAAGAGAAUGCCCUGCUUCUGGCCAAAGUGAACCAUGUAAUGGUGGAACCAAGGAAAGGAGCUCAUCUGGGAAUAGAAGCACAGACCAACCAGCUCAGGAUUCACAGAGGUCUUCAGAAGCAAACACAGUCAAAGACAGACCUCAUCCCAAACAUAUUGAUGGGGAUGAGAGUGAAGAAGAUCCGCCUGAUCAUAAGCCAAGCAAACUCAAGAGGAGCCAUGAACUGGACAUCGAUGAAAACCCAGAUUCAGACUUUGAUGACAAUGGUUCCCUUCUAGGAUUCCAGCAUGGCUCAGGACAAAAAUAUGGUGGAAUUUCAAAUUUCAGUCAGCGACGGGUCAGGUAUCUACAGAAGAAUGUGAAGUAUAAGUCAAAGUUCUUGGACAUGAGAAGGCAAAUAAAUAUGAAAAACAAACACAUCUUCUUUACUGAAGAGUCAGAAAAAACAUUUUUCAAGAAAAGCAAAACUUUGAGCAAGGUAGAAAAAUUCCUAAAGUGGAUUAAUGAACCAAUGAAUGAGGAAGCAUCGCAGGAGUCAGUUUCUCAUGACAAUGUGCAAGACACUUGUACAAGCAGUGGUUCAGAGGAACAAGAAACGUCUGUUAAAAAAGAUGAUGACCCACUGGAGACAAGCAAUCCAGAACCGGAAACAUGCCAUGCCAUCUCUUCAACUGGUGAACUCGAAACAGAAGAACGUGAAGGGGACAGUACAGUGGCAGCUGUUACAGAUAGGGAGGAUUGCGUUACUCAGGAUGCACCAGUGUCUUUUCAGGUAGAAACUGAAGCUGAAAUUAAAAAGAAGAAGAAGAAGAAAAAGAAAAACAAGAACAAAAAGAUAAUUGGUCUGCCUCCAGAGAUAGCUGCUGUUCCUGAGCUGGCAAAGUACUGGGCCCAGAGAUACAGGCUCUUCUCCCGUUUUGAUGAUGGGAUUAAAUUGGACAGAGAGGGCUGGUUUUCAGUUACACCUGAGAAGAUCGCUGAGCACAUUGCUGGCCGGGUCAGUCAGUCCUUCAAGUGUGACACUGUAGUAGAUGCAUUUUGUGGAGUUGGAGGAAAUACCAUUCAGUUUGCCUUAACGGGAAAGAGAGUGAUUGCCAUUGAUAUUGAUCCUGUUAAGAUUGAUCUUGCUCGCAAUAAUGCAGAAGUUUAUGGGAUAGCAGACAAGAUAGAGUUCAUCUGUGGAGAUUUCCUGCUGCUGGCUUCUCAAUUAAAGGCCGAUGUUGUGUUCCUCAGCCCUCCGUGGGGAGGGCCAGACUAUGCUACUGCAGAGACCUUUGACAUUAGGACGAUGAUGUCUCCUGAUGGCUUUGAAAUUUUCAGACUGUCUCAGAAGAUCACCAAUAACAUUGUUUAUUUUCUUCCAAGAAAUGCUGAUAUUGACCAGGUGGCGUCCUUAGCUGGGCCUGGAGGGCAAGUGGAAAUAGAACAAAACUUUCUUAAUAACAAACUGAAGACAAUCACUGCUUAUUUUGGGGACCUGAUCCGAAGAUCAGCCCCUGAAUCAUCACUGUGAGGUAAAAAGACAGAGACAAAGGACUCUGGCCAUUGGGGGAUCUGGGACCUUUAUCUUUUAACAGUGUGAGCAUGUUAAACAUCAAAGAAAACAUGGCUUCAGCUGGGAUGGAGAUGGGGGAAUCAAAAUAAAUUGAGGGGAUUUACAGUAAGUACUGGAAAAAAUAACUAUUAAAUAAAAGGAACUUUGUUGGAGAAUGGAGACAAUGCUAACUUUAGUUUCUGGAAACUUUGUGUGUGUGAUUGCCCUGCAGUACAGUAGCAAUUGAGCUGGUCGUUAAGUAUUAAAUUAAUUUUUUAUUAAUUUACAACAUCAAAAUCUGUCAGUGUUCUCAGUUUUUGUAAUUUUUCAUCAUGGAGUAUUAGUGUGUAUAUCAUAAACUUGUCACCAUUUUUUAAAUAAUGGCAGCAUUGGUGAUAAACUGUUCUAUACGUGGCCCCUAGAACUACUUAUACUUAGCCUCUGGGGUAGGAGGUUGAGGGGUAAAAGCAGAUUUCCAAAAUCACCAGUUAUUUUUAGUUUUUGUCACUUAACCUUUCAUGCAUACACAUUUUCCACAAUACAUUUUCUUAAUUGUGUAUUGUUAAUAUGAAAACUAAUUUGUCUUCCUGAACAUACAUGAUCUUCUGUGAGAUGAGUAACAGGAAGCCUAACCAAGAUUAAAAUAUUCCUGCCCACUAAUCACAGCACAUAUAACUGAUUUAUACACUCAUUGAUAGAUGAUUAGUGCUCACAAGAACCUUAGUCUGUUAGGAGACCCCUGUGUUCAAGUGAAAUCUUACCAAGAAGCCAAAUGUGUGAAGUGACUGAAAAGUAAAGCCCUGGAGCUGCUCCGUGUCAGGCAGAAGCGAGGCCGACAGCCCUCCUCUAGCCCAACUCAGGCUUUUUUUUCUUGUUAGAUUGCAAAACUUUUUGAACACAUUUUUGUAAAAAUGGAUAUAUAUUUUAACAAUUUGAAUAUAAAGUGAACACCCCCCCACACCCCGUGCCUUGAGCCCCUUCUCUGCACCCCCUCUCCCAGCUUCCUUUCCCUUUCCCAGAGGCCAGCACUGUUAACACUUUGGUAUGAAUCCUUUGAAGCAUUUCCCUAUGCAAUGAAAGCUGUCCCACAGUGAGAUGGAGUGGGAUUAUGUUAUUUUGACAUUUGAUUUUGUUUUUAAUACGUUUUAGAAAUUUUUUCACAUCAAUACAUACAUAUUUGCGUUAUCAUUUUUAAUAGUCACAUAGUACAAAUCUAUGAGAAUUUCUUUAACCAUUACUCAAUUGUGAACAUUCAAAUUGUUCCUGGUUUUUCCAAUUGCAGGUAGUACUGCAAUGUGUAUUUCUCAGUAGAAUAAAUUCCUACAAGUGCCAUUUUUAGGUCGAAGUUCAUGCUUAUUUUUUUACCUAGUAUAUAAUGUCAAGUUGUACUCCGAAAAUGUAUAUUCUCACCAACUAUGCAUGAAAGGGGUGAGUUUUCCCCACCCCCUCAAAACAUUGCAUGUUUUCACUUAUUGUUACCAAAGUAAUCAACAGACAAUAAAGUUAUUUUAAUUUGCAUGUCCUGGUUACUGGUGAGGUAUAAGCAACCUUUCGUAUAUUUAUUACCCAAAUACAUGUGUGAGGCAUCUGAUUUUUUCACCAAAUGAAUAGCUAAUUCCUGCGUCAUUUUCUAUUAAAUGAACUAACCUUUCUCUGUUAAUUUGAAAUCUAACCAGUGUGUGUGUAUGUAAUUCUGUUUCUGAAAUUCUUGCUGUUCCAUUGAUCACUUGUCCACUCCUGUGCCAUAUGUUGUUGAUUGCUGUAGUUUUCAUUAUAUGUGUUGACUGUUGUGUAUUCCCCACCCGCCACCCCCCCCAUCAUUAGUCUCUUAAAAUUUUCUUGGCUCUUUCUAAGCAUUUUCGCGUUUUUAGAUGCACUGGAAUUUCUCAAGGUAUAUUUUAAAAAUCCUUUGGGAUUUUUAAUUUUAGUUUAGGAAGCUAUCUUCAACCAUUGAAUCUUCCUAUCCAAAGUCUUAAUGUGUCCCUCUAUUAUUCUGAUCUUUUAUGUCUAUAUCAUUUUACUUGUAUAAAUCUUGCAUAUUUUUGCCAAGUUUAUUGCUUGAUAUUUUAGUUUGUCUGAUUUUGAAUGGGAUCUUUUUUGUUGUUAACUUUUCUAGUAGAUAUAUCCUUUGUAUGUAAUAAUGCUUUUAGUUUUUCUUAUAUCCAGUCACCUUACUGAACUCUUUUAAUAGUUCUAAUAGCUUUUCAAUUGAUUGACUUCGAUUUUCUAAAUAGUCAGUUAUGGCAUCCACAUAUGAGUUUUUGUCUUUGCCAAUAUGUGUGCCUCUUAAUUCUUAUUCUUUUCCUAUUGCAUUCGUUAGAACUGCCAGGAAUGUUGUGAUAAUGGCACUCUUUCCUUGCUUUUCAUUUUGCAGUGAAAGUUUAGAAGCAUUUCUAUUAAAUGUUAUUGUAGCUUGCAUUAAAAUUAAAGGCAUUACUUUUCCAGA